Molecule: messenger RNA, 1966 nt
Organism: Sycon ciliatum
Lineage: Eukaryota; Metazoa; Porifera; Calcarea; Leucosolenida; Sycettidae
Exons: 4
Coding region: 204-1157 (317 amino acids)
Source: RefSeq, a predicted model, not a curated record
AUGACUUCAUUUAUCCAUGGUGGUCCCAUGAACAUUGAUGCUCGGCAGUGGUCGUCUUAUGAAGCUGCAAGAUCGUACUUUUCUUUAGUCCUCGAGCUCAGCUACAAGAAUUCGAUCUCCGCCGACAAGUCGUACAGAGUCAGGGAUUUUGAAAAAAGGAACUCAAAAGGCUUUGAGCCGGCUGGAGUACUAGCAGGCGCUAGAUGAACUCAACCAACUCAAUGAACUCAAUGAGAGGCAUUGAACCGGCUGUAGUACUAGAAGGCGCUAUAGAAAUCAACCAACUCAAUGAACUCAAUGACCCCCACAGGUACCGCGUAGUCCCCAGCUAUGACGUCAGCACUAAACACCAGUCAUGUACCGAACAGCAGCAGCAGCAGUAUCGGCACGAGCUAAUCCUUGCCACGCUAUUGGGUACACUCGUAACUUUCCUAAUAGCACUAUGCGUAAAACGCCGCAGAUCAGCUCCUUGUCCAGUGGAUAAUCCCCGAGAUGACUUUUAUGAUAUGAAUAAAUGGUCUUCAGCACCAAACCUUAUGAUGUACACAAAAUCACGGGGAUGUGGUUCCUUCCCUGUGGGUCAACCGAUUCCGAAGUCGUUUCUACAAUCCUGUCACUCUCCCUCUAUCCCUCAACCCUCUCCCUUAAUUCCUCAACCCUCUCACUCUUCCUCUAUCCACCAACCCUCUCACUCUCCUUCUAUCCCUGAACAUUAUCACUCUCCCUCCCUCUGGAAACCCUUAUACCAAGGAUUACCGGAAUGUAAUUCCUUCCCUGUGAGUCAACCAAUUCCGAAGUCUUUUCGACAAUUCUGUCACUCUCGCUCUAUCCCUGAACCUUCUCCCUCCAUCCCUCAACCCUCUCCCUUAAUUCCUCAACCCUCUCAUUCUCCUUCUAUCUACCAACCCUCUUACUCUCAUUCUCUCCGCCAACCCUCUCCUUCUCCCUCUAUCCCUGCAUCCUCUCCCUCACAUGAUCGGGACCAACCAAGCAUCACCGAACCUCAAGUUACACAGGAACUUUCCACAUGUGACGUGGAACAGCCACGUGACAGCACACGUGACAGCACACGUGACAGCACACGUGCUCAGCACAACGAAGGGCACCCAAAUGUGCCUAGGCCGUCAGAUCCCGCUCAAUGCACAUUCUCUAAGUGAUACAUCUGAACAUUUUCGAAUCUCAUCACCUCUGCCUUCCUCAUCACUAAACAUUGCCAUGUACCCGGUCGCGUGCUGUGGAAAUGCCCCAUGGAAGUCACUGCCUGGCCACCUUCUGCAGCAUCUUCAGAAGUUGAAAGACCUUGUUUAACGAAUCAAGUGUAUCAUAAACCAGCAUUCCUGUAACUCACAGUUGUUCUGGGCUCACACACACCAUCAUUAGUAGAGUGAUCCUGUAAUUCUCUAAAGCCGAUUCAAAUACUCACUUUAUUCUCAUGCUUUAACGUUAGAAGCUGCAUCUGUGCCUUGAUCCAUACAGGGUGAUAGCAUUCCUACGAAUGCGGCAAUUUGGUCUCCAGAUUAGUAUCACGCGAACUGUGAUUAUAGUCUCUGCAUAAUUCUCAUGGAUGCACCGGAUGGGACUUUUGGUCUUUGACCACUGAGUGUUGGGUCCGAUCUAUUCACCUCCAACCGCUUCAGAAGCUACAUCAGCGCCUUCAUCCUUCAGGGUGAUGGCGUUCCUACACAUGCGGAAACCUCAGUCGGUAACUGAGUAUAACUCUAACAGUAAAAUAGUUAUCCCCAUUCUCCUCUUCUUGCACAUUCUCAAUCUGAGGGCUCUUCUGUGCAAGUUCUCACUCUUUCCACUUUUAUCUUCUAGUUUCUAAUAAUGUACUCUUGUUCCUUUUUUAUUCACUGGAUCUCAACAUCGUAAGGUAAAAAAAUAGUUUCUGUCCGUCUGUCUGUCAAUAACGCCGUAUGUCGUCUCCAUUAUCGCCCUUGAAAUUUAUAAAAGUUUUCGCAAUACA